Penaeus vannamei (Pacific white shrimp) is the source of this 701-nucleotide messenger RNA. RefSeq names its product cuticle protein 19.8-like. NCBI's taxonomy places the organism in Eukaryota, Metazoa, Arthropoda, Malacostraca, Decapoda, Penaeidae. The record is from RefSeq and is a predicted model, not a curated record.
UCCGUCCAGUCCAGAGAGACCUCCGUCCGCGACCUCCCCAGCGACACAAAAUGAAAUUCAUUGUUUUAUCUCUGUUGGCAGCAACAUGCUCCGCGGCUCCGCAGCUUUAUCAGACGGUGGCAGGAACUGUGGCCAGUCCACAGUGGAACCUUCCGGCUGUUAUGAAGAUUCCUGAACCAGGUGUAAACUUGGGAAUGGUAUUAAGCGCCCCUGCCCCUGUCCCCUUUGUGAGGGCCGCCCCUGUCCCUGUCCCCGUUGUGAAGGCCGCCCCUUCCCUUACCGUCGUUGAAGCUGCCCCUGUAGCUGUGGCCCCUGUUGUCCCGCUGGUCAAGAGUGCAGCCAUUGUGGCUCCUGCUGCCCCUGUGGCAGUCGCCCCUGUGGUCAAGAGCGCUGUCCCCGUCACUGUAGUGGCAGCGCCUGAGCCCCUCAUGGCCCCUGAACCCCCCAUGCCCUCCCUCAGCGUCCCUCACGUGGGAGGCCAAUUCCACGCCCAGGACGAGGCCGGCCAGUACACCUUCGGCCACUACGGCGGCCCAACACCGCGUGGAGACCAGGGACUCUUUGGGUCGUACCUCCGGCAGCUUCGCCUACGUGGACCGAGGGGGACGUCCAGGACAGAUUGCGGACAGCACAAGGACCUGCAGAGUUGGCUCACUUUAACGUGGGAAUGGUUUGAGUUGGGCGCAUCAAAUCGUGUCUAG